Molecule: messenger RNA, 1435 nt
Organism: Betta splendens (Siamese fighting fish)
Lineage: Eukaryota; Metazoa; Chordata; Actinopteri; Anabantiformes; Osphronemidae
Gene: emc4
Product: ER membrane protein complex subunit 4
Exons: 6
Coding region: 196-765 (189 amino acids)
Biological process (GO): protein folding in endoplasmic reticulum
Cellular component (GO): EMC complex
Source: RefSeq, a predicted model, not a curated record
AGGGGGCGCGCGUGACACAUGUCGCCAACGUAUUGCGUCAUCACUGCGGGCCGUGACGACGUGUUCACUUGUUUCUUGUCACAGCGAGGAAAUUAUCUGUUUUCCAUAAAGAUAGCUUUAUCGUAGGGCGACAGUGGUGCUUUGGAUGUUUCUAUAAGGUCAAGUCUCUGAGACCCAGCAGUGCAGUCAGUUGCCAUGGCAUCUCCAGGGGGACAAGGAGGAGGGGGAGCUCUGUCGACCAGAGGAGGCAGCGGGGCCCGGAGGAUGAAGUGGGCUCUAGAGUUGAGCAUGAGCAGCACCAGGAGUCGCGACAGGCAGGGCGGUCAGGGAGAUGUUGUUUACCCCAUCGGCUACUCUGAGAAACCCAUUCCUGACACCAGCAUCCAGGAGACAGACAAGAACCUGGUGGAGAAGCGCUGCUGGGACGUUGCCCUCGGGCCACUAAAGCAGAUCCCCAUGAACCUGUUCAUCAUGUACAUGUCAGGCAACACCAUCUCCAUAUUCCCCAUCAUGAUGGUCUGCAUGAUGGCCUGGAGGCCAAUACAAGCGCUCAUGUCCAUGUCUGCCACCUUCAAGCUGUUAGAGAGCUCCAGUCAGCAGUGGCUUCAGGGCCUGGUCUACCUGAUCGGUAACCUCCUGGGCUCAGCGUUGGCCAUCUACAAGUGUCAGUCAAUGGGACUGCUCCCAACACACUCGUCAGAUUGGUUGGCCUUCAUAGAACCACCUCAGAGGCUGGAGAUCAUGGGUGGAGGAAUGGUGUUGUGAAGAUGGUUGCGCGCAAACAUAAAAAAUCCAGAUAUUCCCAGAUGUUAUAUUUUUCUUCAUUCUCCAGUGGUGCCACGCAGGCAGCUGUCCAGAAUUUAGAUUCAACCUUCCUAAUAACACAACACACAGUGAUAAAUCAGCAGCAGGAUGGGCUUCUGCUACUCCUCAUUGAUUCUAUUUUACAGUAAAGAUAUUAAAGCCAGCAGGGUUGUCUUGUUGACUGCGGUCGAAAUACUGUAGUUUUCUUCUCAGAUGAAAUGUAGGCUCAUAAUAGGAGAUUAUUUAUAAAGCUAUUCUACAGUAAUGAAAUAUAGUUUUGUUGGGGGCAGACAUCAUGAAUAACAUUUUGUAUGUUUAAGGUCUAUAAAAUCACAUUGUUUUCACCUUCCUAAAUUGUUCUGGUCAUUUAGAGUCAGACCACACAUCAAAGAGUAACAAUUAACUAAUUUUUAUUCUUCGCUAUCUUUUGGUUUGUAGUGAAAUGCUUCCCUUAGUUUGGCAGGAUUUUCAGCAUGUGAACCAGCAACAUUUACUAACCUGUGUAAUGUAUAGGCUUGUUUAAUUUAUACCGUUUUUCUUUAUGAAAAUGUUCUAUGGAAUAAAUUCUGAAGUCAGAUGUUUCAAAUGUGUCGAUAAAUGAAACUAAUGAAAAAUAAAUUUCUUUAUCCUG